CUGCGCUAAGCGCUUAAAGAGUGAAUGGUCCUGGCAGUGGCAAUCGGAACGGGGCAAGCAGGUUACACCGCGCUUCCCACAGCAGCAUCUCGGGCAACCCUUCGGCUACUUCAGUUCUGUUUUCUUUCGGGCUUUCCUUGAUAGCCGCACCAGCCGAAUCAGGGCGAUGCUAGCGCUUCCCGAAGAUAGAUCUUGUGAGAUUUACAGCAUAUCAAGUUAUCUGCACUGUGGCACUGCUAGCAGCGUACCUGAACAGACCUAUCAUAUUGGAGGAUUUCAUAAAGAAGGCUCGAGUGCCGAUCGCCUGCGGUCCUUCUCCUCCGUUGCUCAGUCAGUGCACAGGGGCUGCCAGUGCCCACCAGAGUGCUGCUUCCUCAGACUGCCCUGGAAAAGAUGGCUUCUUGGAACCCUGCCUGUAAUCCCUGUGGCUGCUGCUGUAAUCAUCCUAGCCUUGUGUUACAGUUUGUCUCCGGCUGCCUCUGUUUUCUACCUGGGUGGAAGUGUGGAGAUCGCUAACAUGUCCUUCAACAGUGAGCUGGCAGAGCCCAGAUCCAGGCGGUUCCUCCUGCAAGCCGCAGCAGUUGAAAACGAUUUCUCAAAGCUGUACGAGUCCUCUGUCUGGGGGGCGUAUCACUUGAAAUCUGUUGUUGCUGCGUUUAGUGAAGGAGAAGAAGGAGGAGUGAGAGCCUUUUACUGGAGUAAGUUCUCUGCUCCGGUUGGCAUUGCACAGCAGAUCAAAAAGGACAGACCCUCCAACCUGCGACGAGUCAGUGGCACAAAAUCCCACGUGAAUUUCAGUCCCAGUGAGGAGGUAUACUCCUUAGAUGAGGAACUUGACACAGCUGAAUUGUUUGCUUCAGACUCUGAGGAGUACGAUCUCGGAGUGAAAUCAGCAAUAUCAUUUGACCUUUACGCUAAAUAUGGCAACAACCGGACCCUGACGCUGACCAGUCCCAAGAAGCCCUAUUACCAGUGGAGGCUGCGGGUCCCUUCGGGGCACGUGGUGCGACUGGUUAUUCUGACCCUGCACGGGGCGUCUCCUGGAAACUGUGGCGCCCACAAACUCUCUGCCUACGACUUCUUAUUACCUCUGCAGAACAAGAUCAUUGCAAGGUGGUGUGGGCUUCCGGUGACAUGGACCCCUCCCGUCAUUAAACUAACUUCCUCUGGUAAUGUGAUGCUCAUCACCUUCUCUUUCAACAGACAGAGGGAAAGUGCUUUGUUCAAGGCAUAUUUCCAAGCUGUCCCCAAAAUAGCAUGUGGAGGGAGCUCCAUCUCCUGGAAUGGGACCCUGACUUCUCCAUACUACCCAAGCCACUACCCUCCCAGUGUGGACUGCAGCUGGACUUUAAAGGCCCCUCUGCCAGGGUACCUGCUCUCCCUCACAGUGGUGGCGCUGGAUAUUCAGGAAUCUCCCGUCUCAAACACCUGUGACAAAGACUGGCUGGAGAUUAAUGGCAUCAGACUGUGCAGUCCUGUCGCUGAAAGCAGCAGGAAACGAGUGUAUUCGUCCCCUGUUAUGUUGCACUUCCAUUCCGAUGAGUCUGUCACUCGCAAAGGGUUCUACAUUCUGUACCAAGCCUUCAGCUAUGACGACCCAUGUCCCAAACAGUUCCAGUGCAAGGACAGUACCUGCAUCCCUGUGAAGAACCGCUGUGACGGGUGGAAGGACUGUGCCGACGGCAGCGAUGAGGCAAAAUGCGAUAUAUGCAGCCCAGGUGAAUUUAACUGUGGAAACGGCCAAUGCAGACCCCACGCAGGGCUUUGCGAUGCACAGAGUGAGUGUGGAGACAGCAGUGAAGAGGCAGACUGCGCGGCGGAAUGUUUCUUCCACUGCCCUCGUGGGAUCUGUAUCCCCCAGUCUGCUGUCUGUGACGGGGUGAUGGACUGCAAAGACCGCAGCGAUGAGAUCAACUGCAGCAGAGCAAUUCAAAAAAAAUGUUCUCCGUCUUCCUACAAGUGCCGUGAUGGGAAGUGCGUCAGCAAACUGAACCCGGAGUGCGACGGGAGGAAAGACUGCUCAGACGGGUCUGACGAAGUGGACUGCGGAUGUGGAACGAGGCCGACAAAGAAAAGCAAGAUAGUCGGUGGUGAGGAUGCACGGAGCGGGGAGUGGCCCUGGCAAGUGAGUCUGCAGAUGGGGAGAUACGGGCACAUCUGUGGGGCCUCCGUCAUUGCCAGCCGCUGGCUCAUCUCCGCUGCACACUGCUUUCAGGACUCCGACUCUAUCAGGUAUUCGGACACCUCGUCUUGGAAGGCCUACAUAGGACUGAGGAUAAUAAACAUCAUAAGCAGUUCUGUCGUAACGAGGCAGGUGAAGCGAAUUGUGGUCCACCCCCAGUAUGACCAGUAUACCUCGGACUAUGACAUCGCCCUCCUGGAGCUGAGCGCCUCAGUGCCCUUCAACGAGUUCAUCCAGCCUGCGUGUGUACCGGCCCGCUCGCACUUCUUCAGUACUGAGAGCUCCUGCUUCGUCACCGGCUGGGGGGUCCUUGUGGAAGAUGGUGAGAUAUCUUCAGUUCUGCAGGAAGCCACUGUGAAAAUUAUCAGCCACAACACCUGCAACAAGUUCUAUGACGAUGCUGUCACCUCCAGGAUGCUGUGUGCUGGGAAUCUGCACGGAGGGGUGGAUGCAUGUCAGGGAGACUCCGGGGGGCCCCUGGUGUGUCUAGAGAAGGGGAGGAGGUGGUUCCUGGCUGGCAUUGUCAGCUGGGGAGAAGGAUGUGCCCGCAGAAACCGCCCAGGUGUCUACACACAAGUAGUGCAUUUCUCAGACUGGAUCCGACAACACAUCAACUGAGGCCGAAGAAGGACGGGGGUGAAACUCAUUUCAUUUUAAACAGGACUGUUUUUGUAGCUGUGAUGUUUCCCCUUGUUUGCUCAGGAUCCCAGCGGAAGCCCUUUGCUGACAGCACAAGGAGAGCAGCUCAAGGGUGGGAGUGUGGCCUGUCCAGUGCAGUACGUGUUCAUUAAGGGCACUUUCUGCAUUCAUUUCGCUGGCUGGGAUCCACCGCGCCAGUUGGUAACAGAACUAAAUGAACCUGUUUCUUUUUUUUUCAAACAAUGGGUUAUAUUAACCCAGCAGGACCGUGGAUAGCUGUACAGUUGGAAAUGGGGCGGGUCUUUCAGAUGUCAUUCGGAUCACGCUGUGAUUUCAGUCGGCUGUGUUUUUCUGUAGUGUGUAAGUGUAGGUAUCCACGCUCCUACAUUCAGCAAUAAUGGGACACGAUCAUUAAAAUUGCAAAGUCUACAUCUUAUUUAAAAACCAUUAUAGUAAAACAGUUAUUGUUACAAAACUAGUAUGAGCCAUCUUUGUGUGCACA
Polyodon spathula (Mississippi paddlefish) is the source of this 3323-nucleotide messenger RNA. RefSeq names its product suppressor of tumorigenicity 14 protein homolog. Gene Ontology annotation, biological process: proteolysis; acrosome reaction. Bases 167 to 2800 code for a protein of 877 amino acids. Gene Ontology annotation, molecular function: serine-type endopeptidase activity; protein binding. The record is from RefSeq and is a predicted model, not a curated record. The transcript has 19 exons. NCBI's taxonomy places the organism in Eukaryota, Metazoa, Chordata, Actinopteri, Acipenseriformes, Polyodontidae.